This is a messenger RNA of Phlebotomus papatasi, 2656 nucleotides long. Its product is annotated as pre-rRNA 2'-O-ribose RNA methyltransferase FTSJ3. Gene Ontology annotation, biological process: rRNA methylation; maturation of LSU-rRNA from tricistronic rRNA transcript (SSU-rRNA, 5.8S rRNA, LSU-rRNA); maturation of 5.8S rRNA from tricistronic rRNA transcript (SSU-rRNA, 5.8S rRNA, LSU-rRNA). The transcript is spliced from 2 exons. Lineage: Eukaryota; Metazoa; Arthropoda; Insecta; Diptera; Psychodidae. Gene Ontology annotation, molecular function: rRNA (uridine-2'-O-ribose)-methyltransferase activity; rRNA (guanine) methyltransferase activity. Gene Ontology annotation, cellular component: nucleus; preribosome, large subunit precursor; nucleolus. The coding region runs from base 110 to 2587 and encodes 825 amino acids. The record is from RefSeq and is a predicted model, not a curated record.
GAGCUUUUGAGCCGAACGUCAAACGUCCAGUCAUAACACAUCGUGCGUGUUUUGCACGCGGAUUGUUUUCUACAGUUUUUGGACAAUUUUCUUCCUAUAAUUUGGCAAAAUGGGACGAAAAACAAAGUUAGGAAAAACCCGGAAGGACAAGUUCUACAAACUUGCAAAAGAAACAGGAUAUCGCUCCCGUGCAGCCUUCAAGCUCAUUCAGCUCAACAGGAAGUUUGGUUUCUUGCAAGAAUCACAGGUAUGCGUUGAUCUCUGUGCAGCUCCUGGAGGCUGGAUGCAAGUGGCAAAGCAGAAUAUGCCCAUAUCGAGUAUCGUGGUGGGAGUUGAUCUGUACCCCAUCAAACCCGUUGGGGGCUGUAUUGGCCUCGUGGGCGACAUCACGACGGAUCAGUGCAAAACAGCCCUUGCUAAAGAACUGGGUAAUUGGAAGGUGGACGUUGUGCUUCAUGAUGGAGCCCCAAACGUCGGUAAGAAUUGGCUGCAUGAUGCCUUUCAGCAGAUUACACUGACCCUGAGCGCCCUAAAGCUCGCCACACACUUCCUGCGCCCUGGUGGGUGGUUUGUAACGAAAGUCUUUCGAUCAAAAGAUUACAAUGCUCUGAUUUGGGUACUGAAGCAACUCUUCCGGAAAGUCCAUGCCACAAAACCUUCAGCUUCGCGAAAAGAAUCAGCUGAAAUUUUUGUCGUCUGCCAAAACUACGUUGCUCCGGACAAAAUAGAUCCUAGGCUUCUGGAUCCGAGAUAUGUAUUUGAGGAGUUGGAUAUGGAGACAAAAACCAAGGGGAGUGUCCUGCAUCCGGAAAAGCAGAAGAGAAUUAAAGCGGAAGGAUAUACAGAAAAGGAUUUUAGUUUGCGGCAUGAAUUGCCAGUUUCCCAAUUCAUUCAGCAUCCAAAUGGGAUUGUGGCACUUCAGGGUGUGAGUGAGAUUGUCUUUGACGAUGACAAGAUAGCCCAACAUCCGAAAACAACUGAAGAGAUCCGGGAAUGCUGUCGUGAUAUCAAAGUUCUGGGACGAAAGGAUCUCAAAGCUUUGAUUGCUUGGUGGAAAAUCCUCCAUAAGGAGUUUGAGGAGGAGAAAAAGCCUGUGGUUGCAGAAAUACCAGCUGAAGUGCCUGAAAUAUCGCCUGAAGACCAGGAAGAUCAGGAAAUUCAGGCUCUUGAAGCUCAUGUAGCCGAAGUGGCACUUGAGGAAGCAAAAGAUGCCAAGAGGCGCAAGAAGAAGGCCAAUAAACUUCGAUCAAAGCUCAAUGAGAAGAUGAACUUGAAGAUGGUGCUCAAGGGAGAUGAAGGUCCACGGGAAGAAGCUGAUGAUGAAGUCUUCAGCCUGAGGAACAUCAAUUCUGCUAAGCGUCUUGAGCAUCUCGAGGAUCAGACACCAGAUAUUCUUGCUGAUUCAGAUAACGAAGCUGAUUCUGAGUUCAGGCCGAAAUUUGUGAGAUUCUCCACGGAAAAUGCCAUCUACGAUGAUGAGGGGAAUGUUGUUGAAGGACAAGUCUCAGACUUUGAACUGUCAUCUUCAGAGGCGGAUUCAGACUUGGAUCAGGAGGGUCUUGGGCUGUCAGGAGAUGAGGAAGAGGCGGGAAACGCGGAAGAUGUCGCCAGGGCACGGGAGGUUCAAGCAAAGCUCCGGGCGACAAAUCCUCUACUGAUGGACCUCGAUCUCCGAGACAAAGACACCAAGAGGAACCAGAGAGUCCAGUUUUGGUUCGAAAAGGACAAUCUCAAGGGACUGCAGGACGAAGAGGACGAGGAAUUCGACCUGGACAGGAUUACGACAGAGUUCAAGAAGAAAGGAGUGAAGAUUUUGGGGAAGCAGGAGGAAUUGGAAAUGCCGCUAGGGAAGAAAGCCAAGAGGAGAGCCAAGCAUCAGGUGGACAAGGAAGACAGCGACACGUCGGAUUCAGAGGACGAGGAAGAAAGAGGAACUGUAGAUCCCACAGAAACUACCCCAAUCCACAAAGUGGUACAGAACGUGGGCGGAAAGGCAGGAUUCGACGUAGUGUCCAAGGAACCCGUUCGCAAGAAGAUCCGCCUGAGUGAGGAAGAACUAGCCCUGGGUGCUCUUUUGGCCACAAGUCGUCGGAAGCGACGGGAUCUUGUGGAUGCAGCUUGGAAUCGCUAUACCUUCGGCGAUGAUGAUCUGCCCGAUUGGUUUGUCAAGGAUGAACAGAUGCACAUGCGAAAGGAAGCUCCAGUACCCAAGGAACUGGUCAGUGAGUACCGUCGACGUGUGGAUGAGAUAAAUAUCCGACCAAUUAAGAAGGUAAUGGAGGCCAAGGCCAGGAAGAAGAAACGAGCUCUCAAGAGACUGUCGAAAGCCAAGAAGAAGGCAGAAGCUGUGCUUGAGAAUCCAGAUGCAAGUUCCCAAGAAAAGAUCAGACAGAUCCGGAAGCUGUACAAGAAGGCUGAGGAUAAGAAGAAAGAAGUAACGUACGUAGUGUCUAGGAAGGCAUUUGCAGGAAAGAAACCAAGGCGACCAGCUGGAGUCAAAGGACCAUACAGAAUUGUUGAUCCUAGGCAGAAGAAGGACAAGAGGGGUAUGGCAGCCAAGGAAAGACGUAGCAAGAAGAGAAAGUAAUCAUCAGGCUCGAAGGCUGUCAAUUUAGAUUGGAUACUGACUAAUAAACUAUACUACCGAGGAUUAUAA